AUGAACAACCAGGGACAACAAGGGCAGCAGCCGGGCCAGCAGAAUGCAUCUGCGCCUGGUCAGCAGCUUGCGAACAACCAGAUGCCGCCAGGAGGUCCCCAAACGGCAGCGCAGGCUGCGCAGUAUAAAGCUGCGCUCAUCCAGCAACAGCAAAUCCAAGCCAUGCGUGCCCAGGCACUUGCGCAGCAGCAACAGCAGCAAGGUCAGUCGUCGGCGCAACCGCAGCAACAACAACCACAGCAGGCGGCCCAAGCCGGCAACUUGCAGGCUCUCCAAGCUCUUGUGCAGAACAAUCCGCAGGGUCUGGCAGCGCUUUUCCAGGCUGCUCGUGAAGGCAAAAUCAGCCCGGAGCAGCUCGCUCAGCUCAAAGCCUUCAUUGGUGCGCACCAACAGGCGCAACAGCAGCAAGGAAGGCCGCCUCAGCAGCAACCCAACCAACCGCAGCAGCCGCAGCAGCAUCAGCAGGCCCCACAACAGCAGGCACCAAUGAACGCGCAGCUCGCGCAACAGAUGCGACCGCCACAGCCAGGACAACAGCAGCAACCUGGACAGGCCAACAUGCAGCAGGCCCAAAUGACCGCCGCACUGCAGCAGCAGCUUCAGCAGCAGCAGCAGCGCAACGCGCAGAACGCACAGCCGCAGCAGCCGAACCCGGCGCUUGCGCGACCGCCUCAGGGAGCUGGAGCGCCGGGGCAGCCGGGACAGCAGCAGGUCCCUCAGAACGAGCAGGCGCUGCUGGAGCAGUUCAACCGCAUCGCGCAGCCGCUGCGCAUGAAGGUGCAGGCGCUCGAGAGCGCGCUCAACAAUCCGAACCUCAGGCCCGAGGAGCGUCAGCAGUGCCAGAAUGCGCUGCAGGAGACACGCAACCAGCAAGCAGCGCUUGCCAAGCAGAUCCAGAUCGUGCGCGAGAGCUUCCGCCAGCAACAGUCGCAGGCCCAGGCGCAGCAGGCUGCGGCGGCAGCAGCGGCGGGCGGCAAGCCGCCUACUCCUGUGCAGCAGGCUGCUCAAGCACAGGCGGCCGGUGUGAGCGCGGCUACGCCGCAGAGUGCUAGUCCCGCGCCUGCGCCUGCGCCGGCGUCGGCCGCGACGCCUGCUACGCCGGUACCGGCUGCAGCGGCAGCGCCCAAGGUAGGCGCCAACAGCGCGGCCAAGGCGACGCCCAAGCCACCAGCCAAGAGCAAGGCCGCGCUGAAGAAGGAGAAGGAGGCCAAGGAGAAGGAGGAGAAGGAGAAGGCGGCCAAGGAAGCAGCGGCCAAGGAGGCUAAGGGCAAAGGUGCGGCGGCCAAGGGUAAGGCUGCGGCUUCUCCCGCGCCAGCAGCCGGUGUGGGCGCUGCCAAUGGAGCUGCCAAGCCGUCGCCUGCUGCCGCUGGCGGCACUCCUGGAGCGUCUGGAGCUGCGGCUGGAUCGACGCCAGCCACUCCCUCGGCCGGUGCAGCAGGUGGUAGGCCUGGUGUGCCCGUGCCUGGUCCGGGUCCAGCGGGUGUGACAGCCACAACGCCGACUGCAGCCACGCUGGGUGGCACACCCGUAACCGCCAUGUCUGCGGCUGCAGCAUCGUACGCAAACGUUGCCAUUCCGCCCGUCCUCAACGUGUCGACGAGCAGCGCGCCCGAGCCGUAUCCAAACCCCUCCGGCCCGCGCGCGAGUAUGACGCAAGGGCUGGGUGUUGCGCCCGUGAUCGGCACACCCGCAAUCCUGACGCGUCCCAAUCCCACUGGACCGGGCGCUUCCGAUGAUACCGCGCUCGACGACUUGCUCGGUCUUCCCACGCGUCUACCGCUUGCUACUGCCGACGAGCUACUCGGCCUACCUGCAGGCGACGAUCCUUCCGCCGACGUUGCCUCUGCAGCAGUCGCAACAGCCUCUGCCGUCCUCUCCUCCUCCGCACCUGCGGCGAGUGCGGUCCAAAAUUCAAACGGCAUCUUGACAAAGCGAAAGAUCGCCGACCUCAUCGCAGAGCUCGACAGCACAGAGAAACUCGAUGGCGCAGUAGAGGAUCUGCUGCUCGAACUCGCGGAUGAGUUCAUCGACUCGGUCACUGCCAUGGCUUGCAGACUCGCAAAACACCGCAGAGCCGAUAAACUCGAGGUCAGAGACGUUCAGCUCCACCUCGAGAGGAAUUGGAACCUGCGCGUACCGUUCCCCGGCGCAGUCCCCAUCCCGCCCCCACGCACCAAGGUCGCCCCCGCGACAACGUCCGCCACUGCACCAAAGUGA
This is a messenger RNA of Moesziomyces antarcticus, 2217 nucleotides long. RefSeq lists its product as uncharacterized. The record is from RefSeq and is a predicted model, not a curated record. The transcript has a single exon. Gene Ontology annotation, molecular function: protein heterodimerization activity; DNA binding; TBP-class protein binding. NCBI's taxonomy places the organism in Eukaryota, Fungi, Basidiomycota, Ustilaginomycetes, Ustilaginales, Ustilaginaceae. Gene Ontology annotation, cellular component: SLIK (SAGA-like) complex; transcription factor TFIID complex; SAGA complex. Bases 1 to 2217 code for a protein of 738 amino acids. Gene Ontology annotation, biological process: RNA polymerase II preinitiation complex assembly; DNA-templated transcription initiation.